GUAAAGUAGACAUGCACCAGUGAAUCUCUUUCUCCCUGUUUUAAUUUUCAUCUCUGUUAUCUCUUCUCAUGUCCCACUUCACCAGUUGCGGUAAAUUCAAUCGCUCUCCCGAGAUUUCCUCUGUUUCCCCAAAAUCCAUUCCUAUAAGUCUAUUAGAAUACUUUCUCUGAUAUUCCUUCUUCCUUGUUCUUAUCGUGUACUUUUUCUUUCUUCAUUUGUACACAUCUUUUGCACUCCUACUUUAUUGAGCCAUAAAACAAUCACUUCAGUUCCCAUGGCUUCCGUAAACCCCAUAAUCUUAGCAUGGGGUUCCGGAGAAGAUGGGCAGUUGGGUAUUGGCGACAACGAAGAGAAAGAAUGGGUUUGCGCUGUCAAGGCUCUUGGGUCUGAGAGGGUUUGCUUUGUUGUCGCCGGGAGUAGAAACUCGCUUGCCAUUUGUGAAGAUGGAAAACUGUUUACAUGGGGAUGGAAUCAGAGAGGAACAUUAGGCCACCCACCAGAAACUAAAUCUGAAAACAUUCCUAGUCAGGUUAAGGAUCUUGUUAAUGUGAAGAUUGUGCAAGCUGCAAUUGGUGGGUGGCAUUGUCUGGCUGUUGAUGAUCAUGGCCGUGCUUAUGCCUGGGGUGGCAAUGAAUAUGGACAAUGUGGUGAGGAACCUGAGCGGAAAGAUGAUAACAAUAGGACUCUCAGAAGGGAUAUUGUCAUUCCUCAGCGUUGUGCCCCAAGACUUACAGUUCGCCAGGUUUGUCAAUUUAACUUUUAUCAGAAUAAAUUAUAGGAAUCCUCUUGCUCC
Molecule: messenger RNA, 793 nt
Organism: Macadamia integrifolia
Lineage: Eukaryota; Viridiplantae; Streptophyta; Magnoliopsida; Proteales; Proteaceae
Product: E3 ISG15--protein ligase Herc6-like
Exons: 5
Coding region: 275-778 (167 amino acids)
Source: RefSeq, a predicted model, not a curated record